AUGGCGACACAAUUGGCACAACUCGCUUGGGCUACUACAGGCUUUACAGGCUUUACGGGCUUCGCAGGCUUCAUGCACGCUUCGAAGCACAAGCUCAAGCUAGCUAAGCCAGUGCCGUACCUUGCACGCCCCCGUGCCCAUGCCUUUUGGCUGCUUUCUGCUUCUUUUUUCGCUGCUCUCACCCCCAAGCCCCCUCCCGAUCAGCACCAGAUACCAAGCCCGCGAUGGACCCAAGCUACUCUUCUAGUCCAGCCUCCGAACAGCGUUCCUUGGAUGAGGCGAUUCUCCGCCAAAGGACAGAACAGGGAACCGCAAGAGUUGAGCUGCGCUGCUGUGAAAGCCAAGUCUGAGAAACUCACUCCGAGGAGUGCCAGGAUCCUGUGGCUCCUCCUCGUGGUGGGCGCGCGACCGUGGCCGUGGGUGUGUGACUCCUGGGGGCCUCCUAGCAGGGGCCGCGUCUGGGUACCUCCACCCGCUGUUGCCCGGCGCGCAGGUACCUGGUCAGCGACCCCGUACGGUACCUGCAACCGGUACCCGUCCCAGAAAAACCAAGGUCAAGCCAUCCUUGGAUGA
Molecule: messenger RNA, 573 nt
Organism: Fusarium vanettenii 77-13-4
Lineage: Eukaryota; Fungi; Ascomycota; Sordariomycetes; Hypocreales; Nectriaceae
Exons: 3
Coding region: 1-573 (190 amino acids)
Source: RefSeq, a predicted model, not a curated record